GGCAGCAUAAGGAGAGUAAAGUAGAGAAAGGAAGGAACUACUUGUGAGAGAACUCUGAGGCACAGCCAUGGCUCCUGGUUUACUCUGCUGCAUCCUCCUGCUGCUGUUCUUUCAAAGCAAUGCUGAGCACUAUUUGACGGUACGUCCUGGGAAUACAGUGGUGUCUGUGGGAUCCUCAAUACAACUGAACUGCUCAAUCAAUUGUCCUUUGGGUAACGUAGAGUGGAAAGGGCUUGACAAUGCUGAUAAUGGACAAUAUAGUGCUCCUGGAUACAGUGUCCAGACCUUAAAAAAUAUAAGUAUCCCCAUGGAAGGCACCAGGAUCUGUGUGGGGUCCUGUCCUGGCAGCUCCAAGCGUUACCAGAAAACAGUGCAACUCGAUGUAUAUGCUUUACCAAAAACGUUGCUCCUAAGCAACACCAUGAAAAAUGGCGUCCGUUAUCUGAACUGCCUAGUAGAGCGUGUGUAUCCUCUACCUGACAUCAUCUGCUACAGAGGACCCAAAAUAUUGGGAGAACCGAUUGACACAAAUGAGAUUCCUGAUGUGGAUGACCUACAUAAUGUAACAUGGAGCUGGGAAAUCCCUGAGGAGGACUGGAUUCCAGGGACCUUAUACAGAUGUGAGGCACAAGUGUCUCUAAUGAAUGAAGUGUUGACAAGAGAAGGAACCUUGUAUAUAUCAAGCAAAGUAGAGACCACCAGUGCAGUCCCGGCUUCUUCCAUCUCCCAAAUCACAUCUACCCCAUCAUGGAAGCCUGAGACACCUUAUGUGACAACCACCACUAGCACAUCUCCAAAUCCUCAUACCAUCCAGGGGAGUACUACAACUGUAAGUCACCCGUGGACCAUUUCUGGAGAAUAUACAAGGAAUGCUACAAUCAGUAGAGUCACCAUCCAGAGCACACGGCCUGCUCCAUCAACGGCUCCUGCCAAACCCACUGACAUAGUAGAGACCACCAGUGCAGUCCCGGCUUCUUCCAUCUCCCAAAUCACAUCUACCCCAUCAUGGAAGCCUGAGACACCUUAUGUGACAACCACUACUAGCACAUCUCCAAAUCCUCAUACCAUACAGGGGAGUACUACAACUGUAAGUUCCCCGUGGACCAUUCCUGGAGAAUAUACAAGGAAUGCUACAAUCAGUAGAGUCACCAUCCAGAGCACACGGCCUGCUCCAUCAACGGCUCCUGCCAAACCCACUGACAUAGAUGUCCUUUAUCUUACGUGGACAAUUCUUCCAGCUAUAGGUGUGGUUGGGAGCUUUGUACUUUCUCUACAAAUCUAUAGACAUCUGAACAAGAAAGGAUUCUUUGAACCCAAUCAUAUGGAAUUUUCAAAAGUCAAAGAAGACAUCCAAUCCCAAGGAAGCUUGCAGGCAGUACUAUCUUAUGAUAGAUCAACCAAGAAGGAGUUUUCCAUGUGCUAAUUGAUUUUUGCUGUCAGAAAACCUAUAGAGGUCUACUGAUCCAAACUGUGAUUAACCUAAGGUACGGGCAGCAACUACUGAGACGAAUAAUUUUAUUUGACGUGAAUGUAAAAUACUUGUAAUAUAAAGAAUAUAUAUUUAUAUAUAAGAAUGUCCAUAUAUUAGUAUAGACUCCUUAUUUCAUGUAAAAUAGACACAGGAAAGUCCCCUCUGGACAUCAGGGACAUGGGAUGUGGUAUCCUCUCUGGGCAUUAGGACAUGGGACAUGGUAUCCUCUCUGGGAAUUAGGACAUGGGAUGUGGUAUCCUCUCUGGGCAUUAGGACAUGGUACCCUCUCUAGGCAUUAGGACAUGGGAUGUGGUAUCCCCUCUGGGCAUUAGGACAUGGGACGUGGUAUCCUCUCUGGGAAUUAGGACAUGGGAUGUGGUAUCCCCUCUGGGCAUUAGGACAUGGUACCCUCUCUAGGCAUUAGGACAUGGGAUGUGGUAUCCUCUGUGGGCAUUAGGACAUGGGAUGUGGUAUCCUCUCUGAGCAUUAGGACAUGGGAUGUGGUAUCCCCUCUGGGCAUUAGGAAAUGGGACGUGGUAUCCUCUCUAGGCAUUAAGACAUGGGCUGUCGUAUCCCCUGUGGGCAUGGAAUGUUGUAUCCUGGAAUUGGAGAAGCACAAAUAGCCCGUAAAGUUGUCAUGGUUGACCUGGAUUGAUAUCUGACCAAAAACAUAGAGUUUGUAUGUUCUAUUCAUGUUUGCGUGUGUUUUACUGAAUGCACCAGAUUAUUUCAGCGAUCAAAAAACUGACUGAUAGGUUAGGUUCUGUUUACAUCUGCUUUGGAGACACCAUUUUGAAUCUUCAUUGCAGGAUUCCAUCAUAUUUGCAAAAAAAAAUAAAAAAUUGUAUACCAUGCAGCAUUACUUUUUCCAGGGAAAUGGGGCCUGUUAGUAUCAGUCUUGUGAAGGAUCCAUUACAUCUUGAAUUACAUCUUUCUCGUGUGCAUGUUAGAUAGGAAUUCAGUUGUGACUGACUAAAUAAUGUGAGUUGAUCCGGUCUGUAUACAUUACUAUGGAAUAUGUUGCUACUCUAAAAAUAAAGUGAAAAAUCUAACUUAUUUACUAGUGCUAUUACUACUAAACUAAUACUGUUUUAUCUGUUUUCUCCAAUAUUCCUCAUUAAAGGGGUUGUCCAGCCGUUACUAUUGAUGACCUAUUGUCAUCAAUACCGCCAGAGCAGUAGCAUGAAGCUCCUGGUACCCAUGUAACAGAGCAAUCCCCUAGCGUGUCCGUUAGUAUUGCCAGUGUCUUCUCAUGUGGCAGUGGAGUCUUGGGGCACAUAAUAUCAGUGAAUUCUCAUUUCUCCUAUUCAUUCUACAGAAAUAAGUGUUUGAAAAAAAGUCAUAAUUCACUGAAAUGUCACACAACACAUUUUGAUUGCCUGAAAAAAUAAAAAAGACAUACUGAUUUCACUUUA
Molecule: messenger RNA, 2886 nt
Organism: Bufo gargarizans (Asiatic toad)
Lineage: Eukaryota; Metazoa; Chordata; Amphibia; Anura; Bufonidae
Gene: MADCAM1
Product: mucosal vascular addressin cell adhesion molecule 1
Exons: 6
Coding region: 68-1423 (451 amino acids)
Biological process (GO): heterotypic cell-cell adhesion; positive regulation of lymphocyte migration; leukocyte tethering or rolling
Cellular component (GO): membrane
Molecular function (GO): integrin binding involved in cell-matrix adhesion
Source: RefSeq, a predicted model, not a curated record